AUGUUUCACGAAAUCUUUUUGGGGGAAUUACCGCAUUUGGUGGAACCGGAAGUAACAUUUGCGCUCGCGUCUAACGUGCUACAAAUAGACUCGAAACUCGACAAAAUGUUCCUGCACACGAGAUAUAGUCUGUUCAGGAAUCACACGGAUAUAGUUUUUGGCGGGAAAGUAGAUAAACAUUCUCCGUUCACAUUUGACAGCGUGGAAAUCACCGGAAACUUGGCGAUAAUAGCUGACGACUGCAAACUUUCUGGUUCCGUCCUUACGAAGCUGAGCGGUCAAUCUGUGGAUAUAGGACACAGUAACUUCAUGGUUUCAAACUGUAAAUUUACCGUCGAAAUCUCCUCGGUAGGGUAUGGUCGUGAACCAGUUAUCGCACCAUAUUUCACUAAACAGAAAAGUAAAGCGCUUGAAAAGUUAAUCUCGAAGCCAAUACGCGAAGAACUGUUGCCAAAGUUGCAAGCCACACUGCUAACUUACGUCAAUACAACACUUAUUUUCCACGACCGACUUUCGGAGUAUCGGCAACACCAACGCAGAAUAUUUAAAGACACGUCAAAACACGUCAUGAAAAUCAUAAAGAACUUGGCUGUGGGCUUGAUACAGCUGAGUCAGGGGCCGAUGAAGUUGAAGCCUUUUGAUGUCUCGUCGGACAUAUGUGUCGAGAGACCUUGUCCCAUUGGUGCAGCAGUACAUGAUGUAAAUGUAUUCGGUCUGGAUACUGUGUAUUCGGGGCACAUGGGAGGACCGUUCAAGUUGCAGUCACUGAAAAUACAUGAAGAUAUUCGUUUCAACUAUAUCUUGGUACGAGGUAAAAUAUCAUUCAAGAAUACUACCUUUAAUCGUGAACACGGCUUCUCUAUUGAACUAGGCGAUGUUACAUUCAAUACGGAAAUAGACAUAAGUAAAAACGUACAAAAUUGUGAAUUUGUCAGUUGGAGAUCAAUAGAAAUUGCUAUUUUCGGAUUUAUAAACAAUGUCGAGGAACGAAUGAACGCGAAUUCAUUUUUAAGCGCAUAUUUAUAUAAUGAAUUACCAAAGACGCUAACAAAGCACUUACUCAAGGCAUUUGGUAAUAACUUUUAUAAACUAGCCCACAAAAGCGAUGAUGAAAACGCAAAUAAUGAUGCUGAAACUAGUAGUAAAGAAAUUAAUGAGGAACAAAAUCAAAGUGUCAGUGAUGUCAAUAUUGAUGAAGGUAAUGGCGUAAAUGUAAAAUUUGAUAAAGCAGAGGAAAUUAAAAAACUUGGUAUAGGCGACCGGGGAAAAGGUAGUAAAAAAAGCAAGUUUAGUAAAAUAGGUUAUGGUAAAUUAUCACAUAAGUUUAACGAAAAGUUUACCGAUGUAAAUUCUUCUUCGUCGUCGAGCAGCGACGAAACAGGUGACGAGAAAGAAAGUGACAAUUUAUCUAAUAAAAAAGAAACCAGUUUAAUUAAAUCCGAUAAAAUUAAAAAGAGUACAAAGAAAAAAAGAUUUGACAAAGUUGUGGACAAGAGCAAAUUGAUUAAUAUAAUGCCUUACAGUAGUGCUAGUGGCAAUAUUGAAGACAAACACGAUGAAAGUGACAACGCUAAUACAGGAAAAUUUUCUAUGAAUCUAUCGAUGAAGAAACCUAAAAAUAACGAGAAUUUUAAAUUCGAAGAGUUUAAGGAGACAAAAAACAAAGCUUUAAAGAAAAAAAAACUUAAUAAUACUAUGGGAAAAGGAAAAAAGGAAAACCGUGGCAACAGCGAUGAUGAUGAUAGCCUGUCAGUCGACCAAGCGCGGGUACCUGAUAGGAGUCAAAGUAUAAAUUUUGAAAAAAUACCUAUGAAAUUAAAAAAGAAGCCUGUAUAUGGAGGUAUAAUAACUGUCAACGGCGGAAAUAGUAACGUAAAAUUUCCUAAAAGUGGAGAAAUUAAAGGGCACAAAGACGAAACUUCGAAGAAAAAGAAAUUACCGAAACUCGGACAGAUUUCGGAAAACGAUAGCAAAAAUUAUGAUUAUGACAAAUCUAUCAAUCACAGAUAUGUUUCCGACGAGAGCAGUGUCGCUUACAACCGUGCAAAAUCACCUAUGAAAAGACAGGGGAAAGUACAAAAUAAAAACAUGGAUGCGAAGAAAAAAGGGAAAAUUAGAAUCGGACAGCUCAACAAACAUAACCAUCAUGCAAAUGAUCGGCUAAGUGUUGCUGAUAAUAAAGAAAGAAUAACCCAUCUAAUGUAA
Messenger RNA from Leptosia nina, 2205 nucleotides. Lineage: Eukaryota; Metazoa; Arthropoda; Insecta; Lepidoptera; Pieridae. The record is from the annotation of a GenBank genome assembly.